GUUCUUGGAAUCAAAGCGAACGGGUUAUGAUGUCGCCGCCUCUACGGUAUCAAAAAGACCAACAAAAUCAGCAACAUCAGCAAAAUCAAUCACAGCAAGCUGCUCAUCAGAUGGUCUCUUUCAUGCCACAAACACCGACUUCUCUUCCAUCAACUCCGAUACAACUUUAUCCAACCGGAGCAGCCGCACUAAUACCAGCACCACCUACAUACGAGCUGAUUCCAAACCGUAUUUUCGUUGGUGGCUUCCCAACUUCGACCACAGAAACUGAGUUGCGUGAACAUUUCGAGAAAUUCUUCGCUGUGAAGGACGUCAAAAUGGUUAAAUCACUUGAUGGUCAGUCAAAGGGAUACGGAUUUAUCACCUUCGAAACCGAAGAUCAAGCAGAGGAAAUUCGUAAACUGACUCCAAAGCAGUUGGAAUUCCGUAGCAGGAAGCUCAACCUAGGUCCAGCGAUCCGAAAAAUAAACUCCAAUAGUUUUCAACCAAGCUACGCAAUCGCCACUCCAAGUCAGCUCGUUGCGGCAUCUCCAGGACCAUUCAGCUACGCCAUUCCGGCAUCUCCAAGUCCAUAUAGCGGAUACUCCUAUCCUGCUUCGCCUCAGAUGUUCGUCUAUCCUCCGUUACGCAGUCAGGAUCAAAGCAGGCAGCAAUCUGAGCAACAAACUACUCCGCAGAAUAGUCCUACUAAUCUGCAACAUCAACAAUCGCCACAAGUCUUCUUCGGUGGAGAUCAAGAUCCAAUAAGAUCUUAUGCGAGUGCAGUUGCAGGAGUUGAAAAGUCCGAAGUUUCCCCUGAAAAGCAUGAAUCAGUUUCUCCACAACCACUUCUUCCAAAUCAAAAUGUGUUGAACACUCAGUAUUCCCAAGGUCAGCAGCAGUGGAAUUCCAAUGUGCAGCAGCAGCAGCAACAACAAAUGGACUCGAACAACGGAGGUCCUUACUAUAAUGAAAAUUAUUCUCAAGGCUACACCCGUCCUCAUCCAUAUCAACAGUUUGCUCAAUCUGGGGUGUACAUGAACAGCCAAGGAAUGUACCAUUCGAGUUAUUCCUACAUGACUCCUCCACUGGCACCAGGUCAAUAUCCACAAAUGAUGUCCGCUCCCUAUUGGCAACAGCAACAACAGCACCAUCAAAGUCAUGCAUACGCUGGCUAUAAUCCCGCCUACAACAACUGGGUUGGACCAUCUGGAGAUAUGAAUCAGUUCAAACAAAAUCCGUCAAACUACUUCUAUCAAAAUUAUCCGGGAAAUUUUUCACAACAACACACGAUGGGAAACAAUGAAAAUACAUUCUCCCUUCCCCUCCAAGCUCCACGCCAAGGCAAGAAGAGCCGGAAACCAUCGGAAUGUCAGGAUAAGAAGACAAAAAGCCCAAUCAAAGGAGCUCGCACUGAGAGACCAUCGUCAUCAGCUUCGACUCCAGACGCGAAAUAUCAGAAGAACCACAGAUAUCCAGUUCAUCUUUCUCCACUUUCAGCAUCCCUCCAAUCACUAGCCAUUUCCUCGCCCACUAAGAAUAAUUAAAUACGAAUUCUACAUUUUUGUCAUUAGUAUUUUCUGUCCUUUAGGUAGUUUUCUAUUCCAUUGCUCUGGUGCCUACCAAAUAAGAAUUAAAACACGUAUUUUGUAUCCUAUACGCAACUGUAUAUUUGAUUCAAAUACUAGAAUUAGCUAGUUUCUUUCUCUUUUUCCUAUCCAAAUUAUCUUCCUUACGAAUAUUGUUCCAUUCUAUAAUGUGCUUCUGAAGCCAUCGAUCUUUUCAUAUCUUCUAGUAAGAUUGAAUUUAGAUCCCACGUUCCCCAUUCCCAUAGUAUUCAAAUGUUUUUGUAUGCCCCCAAUUUAGAAUAAAAUGAAAUCACAAUAAUGACACCAGUAGCCCCUCUCUCGCAUUACAUGGUAAUUUUGAAUCACCCAAAUUGUCCACUUUAACACCUAAAAAAUCCGAAGUAGAAUUUUGUGUGUGAUUUUAAUAAAUCUUUUCGCAGAGAA
Molecule: messenger RNA, 1991 nt
Organism: Caenorhabditis elegans
Lineage: Eukaryota; Metazoa; Nematoda; Chromadorea; Rhabditida; Rhabditidae
Gene: daz-1
Product: DAZ protein 1
Exons: 6
Coding region: 30-1526 (498 amino acids)
Molecular function (GO): nucleic acid binding; RNA binding
Source: RefSeq, marked reviewed